AAGUGUGAUCUCUGACGCAGUUUCAUCGCUGUUGCCACACUUCUUUUAGCUAGUAAGCUAGCUACAUGUGUUUUGUUUGGGUCAACAUUUAUUUGGUUGAAGCAACAAGUUUAGACAUUAAAAAUGAGCACACUGUGGAUGGGCAACUUGGAGCCGUAUAUGGACGAGAAAUUCAUAAAUCGAGCAUUUGGGACCAUGGGGGAACAAGUCGUCAGUGUACGGAUCAUUCGCAACAAAAUGACAGGGGGCGCAUUGGGUUACUGCUUUGUUGAGCUCGCAGAUGAAGCCACAGCAGAGAGGUGUCUUCGUAAAAUCAAUGGCAAAGCGUUACCUGGGGCAACACCACCCAGAAGGUUCAAGUUAAACCGUGCUACCUUUGGGAAACAAGGAGAAAGCGGCCCAGUGUACUCUUUGUUUGUGGGAGAUCUCACACCGGAAGUUGACGAUGGGAUGCUGUAUGAGUACUUCUACAAUCGCUAUCCCUCCUGUCGUGGGGGAAAAGUUGUGCUAGAUAGCAUGGGCAAUUCAAAGGGCUGUGGCUUUGUUCAGUUCCCAGACCAGAGGCUUCAGAAGCGGGCGCUGGAGGAGUGUCAGAGUGCUGUAGGACUUGGGGGCAAACCGCUUCGACUGAGCCUAGCAGCUAACAAAACCAGGCAUAAUCAAUCAGAAAACAGAACAUGGGGGUCCAAUGGAGGAAACUACCGCCAAAACCAGCACCAGUACCCAAACCAGCAACAGCAUCAACCAUACUCUGGUUACUAUUCCAAUUGGGGCUAUGACCAGAAUGGAGGUGGCUACGGAGGCUACAACUAUAACCAGUAUGAUUACUCACAGUACCCAGGACAGGAACACGAAGCUCCUGAGGAUGAUGGUCUGGAAGAUCCUAACCCAGAACUGGAUGUGAUUGAGGCUAACAGGAGAUUCAUGGAACACAGUGAGGAAUUGUAUGAUGCGCUUAUCGAGUGCCACUGGCAACCACUGGAGCAUACAACAGAACAGGUCUUAGAAACGACGACUAGCCUGCCAGAGCCAAUGUACUGCUGAGACAUGAGAGCCAUAAGGAAAAAUGACCAUCAGUACCAAUCUUUGUAGUUUCAUUCAUUGUACAAGGCAGGUAAAUUCCCCCAUGGACUUUUCAAAAAGAAC
Hypomesus transpacificus is the source of this 1146-nucleotide messenger RNA. RefSeq names its product tRNA selenocysteine 1-associated protein 1-like. NCBI's taxonomy places the organism in Eukaryota, Metazoa, Chordata, Actinopteri, Osmeriformes, Osmeridae. The transcript has 8 exons. The record is from RefSeq and is a predicted model, not a curated record. Bases 124 to 1044 code for a protein of 306 amino acids. Gene Ontology annotation, cellular component: nucleus. Gene Ontology annotation, molecular function: tRNA binding. Gene Ontology annotation, biological process: selenocysteine incorporation.